AUGAAAGUAAUCAGUAGUCAGAAAAUCUCAUUUGUAACAAUAUGUCAUUUGAUUAUUUUUUACGUAUUUUGUAAAGCGGAUGUAGCAACAGCAAUCGCCUGUUAUUCUUGUGUGUCAAUGAACAAAAGUAACCCACCAUGUGAGGAUCCAGUCAGUGCUCAUAUCACGAUUCAACGACCAUGUCGUCAAACGAUACCUGGACAUGAAGGUGGUAUGUGUAACGACAUUACAUCACGAUCAGACCAAACUUUGCAUUUAACAUAUCAUACAAAUGUAACACUUAAUUUUGAAGUUUUAAUUCAUUCUGAACAGAUAUAA
Messenger RNA from Schistosoma margrebowiei, 318 nucleotides. The record is from the annotation of a GenBank genome assembly. NCBI's taxonomy places the organism in Eukaryota, Metazoa, Platyhelminthes, Trematoda, Strigeidida, Schistosomatidae.